AUGGAGGCCAGCGCCGGUUUGGUCGCAGGGUCGCACAACCGGAACGAGCUCGUUGUUAUCCGGCGAGAUGGAGAAUCUGGACCGAGGCCAUUGCAGCAGCUCAGCGGCCAAAUCUGCCAGAUUUGCGGGGAUGAUGUUGGGCUCACCGCUGACGGCGAGCUCUUUGUCGCCUGCAACGAGUGUGCCUUUCCGAUCUGCAAAACUUGCUAUGAGUAUGAGCGCCGAGAGGGCAACCAGGUCUGCCCUCAGUGCAAGACCCGGUUCAAGCGUCUCAAAGGGUGUGCUAGAGUGGCUGGUGAUGAGGAGGAAGAAGGCAUUGAUGAUCUUGAAAACGAAUUCAGCUUUGCAGGGAGGAAUGAUCAGGACAUGCAAUACAUGGCAGAGGCCAUGCUGCAAGGCCAUAUGAGCUACGGCCGUGGUGGGGAUGUCGACAUGCCUCAAGUUGUUCAUACAAUGCCUCAAGUUCCCUUGCUUACCAAUGGUCAAAUGGUUGAUGAUAUUCCUCCUGAACAGCAUGCUCUUGUUCCGUCAUUCAUGGGCGGCGGUGGGAAAAGGAUUCACCCUCUGCCUUUCAUGGACCCUAGUCUUCCAGUGCAACCUAGAUCUAUGGAUCCUUCAAAAGAUCUUGCUGCCUAUGGCUAUGGAAGUGUGGCAUGGAAGGAGAGGAUGGAGAGUUGGAAGCAAAAGCAAGAGAAACUUCACUCUGUGAGGAAUGACAAUGGUGGCAAGGAUUGGGAUGCUGAUGGUGAUAGUCCAGAUCUACCAUUGAUGGAUGAAGCAAGGCAACCACUGUCAAGAAAGCUGCCUCUUCCAUCCAGCCAGAUCAACCCGUACAGGAUGAUUAUCAUAAUCCGUCUAGUAGUUCUUGGCUUCUUCUUUCAUUACCGAGUAACUCAUCCUGUGGAUGAUGCAUUUGCCCUGUGGCUCAUAUCUGUGAUUUGUGAAAUCUGGUUUGCAAUGUCAUGGAUUCUUGAUCAAUUUCCCAAAUGGCUUCCAAUUGAGAGGGAGACAUAUCUGGACAGAUUGUCACUGAGGUAUGACAAGGAAGGCCAACCUUCUCAACUAGCUGCAGUUGACUUAUUUGUGAGUACGGUUGAUCCUCUGAAGGAACCUCCGUUGGUCACUGCAAACACUGUUCUCUCCAUCCUUGCAGUUGACUACCCCGUUGAUAAGGUUUCCUGCUAUGUUUCUGAUGAUGGUGCUGCAAUGCUAACAUUUGAAGCUUUAUCAGAAACCUCUGAAUUUGCAAAGAAAUGGGUUCCUUUCUGCAAGAAAUUCAACAUUGAACCACGGGCACCCGAAUGGUAUUUUCAGCAAAAGAUUGAUUAUUUGAAGGAUAAAGUCCUACCUUCUUUUGUUAAGGAAAGAAGAGCCAUGAAGAGAGAGUAUGAGGAGUUCAAGGUUCGUAUCAAUGCUCUGGUCGCAAAAGCCCAGAAGGUCCCAGAAGAAGGGUGGACAAUGCAGGAUGGAACUCCCUGGCCUGGGAAUAAUGUCCGUGAUCAUCCUGGGAUGAUUCAGGUAUUUUUGGGCCAAAGUGGUGGGCAUGAUACUGAUGGAAAUGAACUGCCUCGUUUGGUGUAUGUCUCUAGAGAGAAGAGGCCUGGAUUCAACCACCACAAGAAGGCCGGUGCUAUGAAUGCUCUGGUUCGAGUUUCUGCUGUGCUUACCAAUGCACCUUAUCUCUUGAACUUGGAUUGUGAUCAUUAUAUCAACAACAGUAAAGCACUCAGAGAGUCAAUGUGUUUCAUGAUGGAUCCUCUUGUGGGAAAGAAAGUGUGCUAUGUACAGUUUCCUCAAAGGUUUGAUGGCAUUGAUAGGCAUGAUCGAUAUGCUAACCGAAACAUUGUCUUCUUUGAUAUCAAUAUGAAAGGCCUAGAUGGAAUUCAAGGACCAAUUUAUGUGGGAACUGGGUGUGUUUUCAGAAGACAAGCACUGUAUGGGUUUGAUGCUCCAAAAUCGAAGAAGCCACCAACAAGGACGUGCAACUGUUGGCCAAAAUGGUGCUGCUGUUGCUGCUGCCCUGGAAAGAAGAAGAAGAAGUCAACUAAGGGCAAGCAAGAAAAGAAAAAGAAAAGUUUCAGGAGAGGUGAAAGUGCAGCUCCAGUGUUUGCUUUGGAGGGGAUUGAAGAAGGCAUUGAAGGGAUUGAGAGUGAAAAGUCAAUCAUGAUGUCCGAAACAAAGUUAGAAAAGAAGUUUGGGCAAUCUCCUGUUUUUGUUGCCUCUACUUUACUGGAGAACGGAGGGACACUUAAAAGUGCGACUCCAGCAUCACUGCUCAAGGAGGCUAUCCAUGUCAUCAGUUGCGGCUAUGAAGACAAGACUGAUUGGGGCAAAGAGGUUGGAUGGAUUUAUGGUUCUGUCACAGAAGAUAUUUUGACUGGUUUUAAAAUGCAUUGUCAUGGAUGGCGCUCAAUCUAUUGUGUUCCAUCAAGGCCUGCAUUCAAAGGCUCUGCUCCACUUAAUCUUUCAGAUCGUCUUCAUCAAGUUCUUAGGUGGGCACUUGGAUCUGUUGAGAUUUUCUUGAGCAGGCACUGCCCCCUGUGGUAUGGAUACGGAGGUGGCUUGAAAUGGUUAGAGAGGUUAUCAUACAUAAAUGCAACUGUGUAUCCUUGGACGUCAAUUCCCCUUCUAGCUUACUGUACCUUGCCUGCUGUUUGCUUGCUUACCGGAAAGUUCAUCACUCCAGAGCUUAGCAAUAUUGCUAGUUUGUGGUUUUUGUCAAUGUUCAUCUGUAUCUUCGCCACAAGCAUUUUGGAAAUGAGAUGGAGUGGUAUCGGCCUUGAUGACUGGUGGAGAAAUGAGCAGUUUUGGGUUAUUGGAGGCGUGUCUUCCCAUCUCUUUGCUGUUUUCCAAGGUCUUUUGAAAGUCCUUGCCGGUAUCGACACCAAUUUCACUGUAACAUCAAAGGCAGGAGAUGAUGAGGAGUUCUCAGAGCUGUAUACUUUUAAGUGGACCACUCUGCUUAUCCCUCCAACCACACUACUUGUGCUUAACCUGAUCGGUGUCGUCGCCGGUAUCUCUAAUGCCAUAAACAACGGAUAUGAAUCAUGGGGACCUUUGUUCGGUCGGCUCUUCUUUGCAUUCUGGGUGAUUGUGCAUCUCUAUCCCUUCCUCAAAGGUUUGGUUGGCCGGCACAACCGCACACCCACAAUCAUCAUCGUCUGGUCGAUUCUCCUUGCUUCAAUUUUCUCCCUUCUAUGGGUUCGUAUCGAUCCCUUCUUGCCAAAGGAUGAUGGCCCUGUUCUCGAAGAGUGUGGAUUGGACUGCAACUAAACUUACAAGCUCAUAGCAUUGAUCACAAUGAAUGGAAAGAUGGAGAGAAUUGAUGGAAGUUUAUCCCAACAUCUGAAAUCCAGUGUAAGUAGAAACAAAAGCCGUGCUGCUGCAUUUUCUUUCCAACAAUGAAUCUGAAGGUCAGGCUUCCCUUGUGUAGUUUGUGGUGUAAGAACGUCCGUUGUCGGUCGGUCAGUUAGUUGCAGCAUUGCUCCUUCAAUUCUUUAUUAGUUUGGACGAAAAUGUGAGAGAGACGAGGCAACAAAUUGUUCAUGUGCUAUUGCUGUUGAUGUCUAUAUAGAUUUGUUCACAAUAAAUCAAGCAACCAGGCAUUCCCUGCUGCUUGAAACUCACAAAGGAAGCUCAGGAAUUGUUCAGUUAGUCAAUGUUAUUUCCCAUUUUUGGGUAUUUCUGUUCUUGUUAUAUCUAGUGAUGUAAACAGACAUAAAAGAGAAGGAACAAGAGUUGUCAUGUUUGUUAUAUUUAUUUAUACAUUUGGUUUGUCAGUGUUAA
This is a messenger RNA of Dioscorea cayenensis subsp. rotundata (Guinea yam), 3786 nucleotides long. RefSeq names its product probable cellulose synthase A catalytic subunit 3 [UDP-forming]. Gene Ontology annotation, molecular function: cellulose synthase (UDP-forming) activity. The record is from RefSeq and is a predicted model, not a curated record. Gene Ontology annotation, biological process: plant-type primary cell wall biogenesis; cellulose biosynthetic process. The coding region runs from base 1 to 3273 and encodes 1090 amino acids. Gene Ontology annotation, cellular component: trans-Golgi network; plasma membrane. NCBI's taxonomy places the organism in Eukaryota, Viridiplantae, Streptophyta, Magnoliopsida, Dioscoreales, Dioscoreaceae. The transcript is spliced from 14 exons.